Molecule: messenger RNA, 1540 nt
Organism: Sebastes umbrosus (honeycomb rockfish)
Lineage: Eukaryota; Metazoa; Chordata; Actinopteri; Perciformes; Sebastidae
Product: beta-2-microglobulin-like
Exons: 4
Coding region: 147-497 (116 amino acids)
Biological process (GO): antigen processing and presentation of exogenous peptide antigen via MHC class II; peptide antigen assembly with MHC class II protein complex; immunoglobulin production involved in immunoglobulin-mediated immune response
Cellular component (GO): MHC class II protein complex
Molecular function (GO): MHC class II protein complex binding
Source: RefSeq, a predicted model, not a curated record
GGGGUUAGCUGCGUAGCUUUAACACCGCCCGCACUGACGAGCAGACGACACUUUUUACUUUCGGUUUGUCUCGCGGAGCAGUUUAAUCUGUUUUAUUAUUAAUAAACAGUAAUAAUAGUGUUCAGAGACUCAGACGAGGUGAAGCCAUGAAGACAUUCAUCAUCCUCGUUAUCCUGGCGGUGAUCGGCUGUUCGUCAUCCGCUAAAGACUCCUCAGCCAAGGUCCAGGUGUACAGCCGUGAACCGGGAACCAUUGGGAAAGCAAACACCUUCAUCUGUCACGUGAGCGGCUUCCACCCUCCAGAGAUCACCAUCCAGCUGCUGAGGAACGGGAGGGAGAUGUCCGGAUCCGAGCAGACCGACCUGGCCUUCGAGGAGAACUGGCACUACCACCUGACCAGACACGUGGCCUUCACCCCCAACAAAGAAGACAGGUUCGCCUGCAACGUCACUCACUUGGGGAAGUCCAACAUACACAGCUGGGAACCAGAUAUGUGAGCUCUCUACGCUCCGCCUUGCUCCAGGUCUGCUCGGUCUCAGGGAGAGGAGGAAGAGGAGGAGGAAGAAGAUUGGAAUGAUUUUCUAUAUUUUGGGUUUCAUGGAGCUUCAGCAAAGAUUGCACUUAAAAUCCGCCGUGUGUUUUUCUAUUAGCAGUACUAAUGACAGUAAAGCUUCAGUAGGUAGUAGGUGUUGACCCGCUGGGUCAGCCAGCCAGGAUCAUAUCAUAUCACAAGCUAUAGACCUCUUUCUGUUAGGAAACAUGAUGACGUCUCUCUGGAGGAGGAGGCAGAAGAAUUCUGAAAUCAGUUUUUAGUUAUUGAAUGAUCUGCUGUCAGACACGAGGCGGAAGUCUACCGUCAGCCCACAAAUCAAAGUAAUAAAAACCCUUAGCUUUCAUUUGAUUCUAAACUCAUUUAAAAACAUGCUUCACAGAGCUUUAAAGGAACAGUGAGUAGGACUCAGCAACAUCUGGUGAUGAGGUGGCAGAUUGGAAGUAUAGACUAACUAAUAACUAAUAGAUAGAGAGAUAGAGAGAUAGAGAGAGUUUUUUUAAAACAGACUAAAGUGCAGAAUAAAGCUGUUCAUUGUUUGUAGAAACAUGGAGGCCGGCCCCAUGAAGAGCACCGGCUCCCUACGGAGAUAUAACGGCUCAUUCUAAGCUAAAGGAAACACAACGACUCUUUAAAUCAGGUGAUCAUUAUUAAUAUUAUAUUCCAUUUCUGCCAAUAGAUCCUCUAAAUACUACACACUGUUCCUUUAAAGGAAACACUGAAGAAUGGAGAUGUACAUGUUUUAUAUUCCUGUUUUCAUGCUUUGAUCUAUAAACUUCCAGCUGAGCUCUUCUCAUUACACUGAUUCAUGUAAUUGUUCUUGUGCACAUCAUUUUAUCGUUUUACUUCAAAACCUGAGCACUCGUUUCUGUUGUUUCUGAAGUAUAUAAUAUAUAUACUAGGAGACCUCAGUCUGCCAUGUUGGGCUCAGAUUGACUGUAAAUGUAUUUUAUACAAUGUGUUAAGGUAAUAAAAGUGUUGCUGACUCUU